CGAAAAUGUCCUUUCGCAAGCGGAAUAUUGGGCUAUCGACUGGCCCGGGUCAGGGACCUGCCGCCAAUUCCCCUGCGCAAACCGCUGCCGUCACCGACUCGAGCCCUGGGAUCCGUCCCUCUCCCGAUGAUGGCAGACCAACGACGUCUACGGGUACACUGUCGCUGGACAAUCUUUUAGCAGGACAUGGGGGGCUUCCUAUUGGGAAGAUGCUGUUUAUUGAAGAGAAUGGGACUACGGACUUUGCGGGCGCAUUGCUACGAUACUAUGCUGCCGAAGGAGUAGUGCAGGACCAAAAGGUUCAUGUCAUUGGAGUGCCAGAGCAAUGGGGAAGGAGUCUUCCUGGUUUAAUAGGCUCUGCCGAAGCUGGUGACGAGAAGCCGGAUAGGCGGAAGAGCGAGCGUAUGAAAAUUGCCUGGCGAUAUGAGCGUCUGGGAGAGUUUGGCGCAGGAGUUGCAGGAUCGCGAGCCCCCGCGGCACCUGAACAGAACCAGAGCACGGACGGAAACCAGGUGAAACCAGCAUUCUGUCAUGCAUUCGACCUCACGAAACGCCUCACCCAUCCCUCCAUUGCGAAAAUGAACUUUAUCCCGUUCGCACCCACGAGAGAGCCAUUCUUCACUUCUAUUUAUAAGCGACUUCAAAGCGCCAUUGCAUCGAGCCCUCCGAACACCGUGCACCGCAUCGUCAUCCCGUCCUUGCUUAGUCCCACCAUGUACCCUCCGGAAGUCAGUCAGCCAGACAAUGUUCUCCCGUUCCUUCACUCCCUCAGAGCUCUUUUGAAUACCCCAAACGCACGCAUCACAGCCAUUAUCACAGUCCCCCUGUCACUUUUCCCCCGCGAGUCAGGCCUCGUACGAUGGAUGGAGCUGAUCGGCGAUGGUGUUAUCGAACUGUGUCCUUUCCCUCACUCCGCUGAUGCGCUGGCGACAUCGGGAGCGGCAACUUCUGGAGAAGAGCCACCCCAGGGCAUGCUGAAGACACAUCGAUUGCCGGUGCUGCACGAACGUGGUGGUGGUAGUGACCAGAAUAUCGGGCAGGAUUGGGCGUUCAACCUGAGCAGACGGAAGUUCGAGAUUAAACCCUUCAGUUUACCGCCGGAUGAGGGCGACAAGGAAGCUCAAGGCGGAGCAGCUGCGGGCGGAAUGCCUAAGAAGGAGGAUUUGGAAUUCUAGAGUGAUAAUCGAAUUGGAGGUAGAUUAUUCUUCAUGGUUCGAGUCUUCGAGCAUAUCCUGCAGCUCGAUCUGUUCAGACAUGGCCCCGCCCGUUUGCGCCAUUGUCCGGAGAUAACUCCGUCCAAAUGCGGGUCUUGUCGACUCAUCUUCAAAAUGACGGCGCAAGCGAAAAAAGGCAAACCAUGCUUCAAGGUGUCAGCAAAUGCGGCGCGGCACAGACAGAAGAUGACCCACCUAAAACGAGGAGGAGAGGUGAAAAGAACACGAGGAAUAGCAGGAUGAAAAAGUUCAUUGCGGCGCUUGGUGACAGACGUCAGGUAUAAAUAGACAGACCAAAGAGAUAUGUUACUGUCAAGAAUAUGCGGUUAUCAGUCCG
Aspergillus glaucus CBS 516.65 is the source of this 1551-nucleotide messenger RNA. Its product is annotated as elongator complex protein 4. The transcript is spliced from 2 exons. The record is from RefSeq and is a predicted model, not a curated record. Gene Ontology annotation, cellular component: transcription elongation factor complex; elongator holoenzyme complex; cytoplasm. Gene Ontology annotation, biological process: tRNA wobble uridine modification. Lineage: Eukaryota; Fungi; Ascomycota; Eurotiomycetes; Eurotiales; Aspergillaceae. The coding region runs from base 6 to 1175 and encodes 389 amino acids.